Apus apus (common swift) is the source of this 942-nucleotide messenger RNA. Its product is annotated as olfactory receptor 2D2-like. NCBI's taxonomy places the organism in Eukaryota, Metazoa, Chordata, Aves, Apodiformes, Apodidae. The record is from RefSeq and is a predicted model, not a curated record. The transcript has a single exon. Gene Ontology annotation, molecular function: olfactory receptor activity; G protein-coupled receptor activity. Gene Ontology annotation, cellular component: membrane. Bases 1 to 942 code for a protein of 313 amino acids. Gene Ontology annotation, biological process: G protein-coupled receptor signaling pathway.
AUGGGCAGCCAAAACCAAAGUGUAGUGACAGAAUUCAUCUUUGAAGGCCUGUCCUCCCAGCCAAGGACAGAGACUGUUCUUUCCAUAGUGUUCCUGGUUUUUUAUCUGUUCACCCUCGCUGGGAACGCCUUGGUCAUUAUAGUGAUCAGAGUUGAUUGCCAGUUGCAGUCACCCAUGUACUUUUUCCUUGCCAACCUGUCCUUCUUAGAUAUCUGCUACAUCUCCUGCAAUGUCUCCCAGAUGCUGGUGAACCUCUUGACCAAGAAGAGGACCAUCUCCUUCUCUGGAUGUGCUGUUCAGAUGUAUUUCUCCUUGGCUUUUGGCAUGACAGAGUGUUUUCUGCUCGGGUUCAUGGCCUAUGACCGAUACCUGGCAAUAUGUCAGCCCUUGCUCUACACCACCCUCAUGACCAGGAGGGUUUGCAUUCACAUGGUCCUGGCUUCCUGGACCAGCAGCCUGCUGAGCUCCAUGGUCAUCAACACCCUCAUCUUCCGGCUGCCUUUCUGUGGACCAGACACCUUGAACCACUACUUCUGUGAAGUGCCAGCAGUGCUGGCCUUGGCCUGUGCUGACACUGCCCUCACGGAGUUGGUCAUCUUCAUCUUCAGCAUCCUCAUUGUCUUCAUCCCCUUCCUUCUGAUCAUCACCUCCUACGCCCGCAUCCUCUCGGCCGUCCUGAAGAUGCAACCUGCACACGUGCAAUCCAAGGCCUUCUCCACCUCUGGAUCCCACCUGAUGGUGGUCACCCUAUUCUACGGGACAGCCAUCUGCAUGUACAUGAAUCCCAAGGCAAGGACUCCACACGACAGGGACAAAGUGGUUGCAGUGUUUUACACCAUCGUGGCCCCGAUGCUGAACCCCCUCAUCUACAGCCUCAGGAACAAGGACAUGAAGUGUGCCCUGAGAAGGGCAAUGAAUAGACCCACAUCCCUCUUUCCAUAA